This is a messenger RNA of Musa acuminata AAA Group (dessert banana), 895 nucleotides long. Its product is annotated as ras-related protein Rab5A-like. Lineage: Eukaryota; Viridiplantae; Streptophyta; Magnoliopsida; Zingiberales; Musaceae. Gene Ontology annotation, cellular component: Golgi apparatus; endosome. The transcript has 7 exons. Gene Ontology annotation, molecular function: GTPase activity; GTP binding. The record is from RefSeq and is a predicted model, not a curated record. The coding region runs from base 134 to 742 and encodes 202 amino acids.
AUCGGGAUUUAGGUUUGUGCCUUCUCGGGAUCGAUUCGUUCCCCAGCCCGGUUUGUGCCUUCUCGUGAUCGAUUCGUUCCCCAGCCCACCACAUUUGGCCGAUCUUUUCUCCAUCCGUCUUCACUCCGAACGCAUGGCCGCUCCUGGAGGCAAUAAGAUCAGGAACGCGAAAUUGGUUCUUCUUGGAGAUGUUGGAACUGGAAAAUCGAGUCUGGUCUUGCGUUUCGUGAAAGGCCAGUUUGUGGAAUUCCAGGAAUCAACCAUAGGCGCAGCAUUCUUCUCGCAGACGGUAGCUGUAAAUGAUGAGACAAUCAAGUUUGAGAUUUGGGACACCGCAGGGCAGGAGAGAUAUCAUAGCUUGGCUCCCAUGUACUAUAGAGGGGCAGCAGCUGCUGUGAUUGUCUAUGACAUGACGAAUGCGGCCUCAUUCACUCGUGCAAAGAAAUGGGUUCAAGAACUACAAGCCCAAGGUAGUCCAAACACUAUAAUGGCUCUUGCUGGGAACAAAGCUGACCUGGUAGAGGCUCGACAGGUUUCUGUUGAGGAUGCCCAAACCUAUGCUCAGGAGAAUGGUCUUUUCUUCAUGGAAACUUCUGCUAAAACUGCAAUUAAUGUUAAUGACAUCUUCUAUGAAAUUGCCAAAAGACUAACCAGAGUGCAGCCCGUACAGAACCCUCAAGGAAUGGCUUUGGCUGAUAAACCAGACCAGAGAAUAGUGAAUACUACUUCUUGCUGCUCUUAGUUAAAGACAUUGCUGCCAUAUAACAGCCAACCGGUGCUCAUCUAUCUGAUUAAUCGAAAACGAAUUCGCAACUUGUGUUCUGCAAAUCCUGUUCUACUGUAAAUGUGUAGGUUGGAAAUCUGCAAUUAAGAGAUCAGCCACGUUUUGCAUGAA